CUGACUUUGCAAUAUCUGACAUGUUCAUUUAACACCUUAGAUACUUGUCCAUGCCACCUCUAGGCAUAAUGGAAUCCCCCGACCAACGGAGGAUGUCAAAUCGAACACAAUCUCGACACGUAAAUGCAAUCAGACGAAGCACGAAUGCCUGUCAACGAUGUAAGCGGAGGAAGAUAAAAUGUCACUAUAAUAGUGAUAACAGCCAUCACAAAUGUGUCGCGUGUUCGAGGUCGUAUUCAGGUAACCACCAACUUCUUUGGUUUGAAACAUAUCGAUUGCUAACUUUGAAGAAUGUAUAUUUGAUGCCCCUCCUGAUGGCGUGCUAAGGGGACAUGCAUAUGUGGCAACCCUCGAGGCACGAAUCCAACUGCUAGAAAAACAACUUAGUUUAGCAGAAUCUGAGAAAACAGGUUUAACAC
This is a messenger RNA of Aspergillus wentii DTO 134E9, 419 nucleotides long. RefSeq lists its product as uncharacterized. The record is from RefSeq and is a predicted model, not a curated record. Lineage: Eukaryota; Fungi; Ascomycota; Eurotiomycetes; Eurotiales; Aspergillaceae. Bases 51 to 326 code for a protein of 91 amino acids. Gene Ontology annotation, biological process: regulation of DNA-templated transcription. The transcript has 4 exons. Gene Ontology annotation, molecular function: zinc ion binding; DNA-binding transcription factor activity, RNA polymerase II-specific.